Molecule: messenger RNA, 3525 nt
Organism: Symbiodinium sp. CCMP2592
Lineage: Eukaryota; Dinophyceae; Suessiales; Symbiodiniaceae
Source: the annotation of a GenBank genome assembly
AUGAGACCCUCUGCCCCCUGCUGCUUAGCUCACUCACGUCUCUUGGAAACAGAGUUGGACACACACACACACACACACACACACACACACACACACACACACACACACACACACACACACACACACACACACACACACACACACACACACACACACCGCACACACACACACACACACACACACACACACCACACACACACACCACACACACACCACACACACACACACACACACACACACACACACACACACACACACACACACACACACACACACACACACACACACACACACACACACACACACACACACACACACACACACACACACACACACACACACACACACACACACACACACACCAACACCAACACCACCAACACCAACACCAACACACAACACCACACCACCAACACCAACACCAACACCACACACCAACACCACACACCAACACCAACACCAACACCAACACCAACACCAACACACGCACACACACACACACACCAACACACACCAACACACACCAACACACACACACACACACCAACACACACACACACACACACACACACACACACACACACACACACAACACACCAACACACACACACACACACACACACACCAACACACCAACACACCAACACACCAACACACCAACACACACAUACACACCAACACACACACACACACACACACUCACAGGCUUGGUCUUCUGGCAGGAAGAACCAAAAUCCGAUUCAGUUUGAGACGACCGGCGAGUACGGCUUUGAAGCCCAGGUGAAAGCCUGGUACAACGCCGUAGCUCUGGACGCCUGGCAUCCUGAUGUCCAGGCCGUCCUGAAGAAGACAGUACAGGCCAUUGGUAGUGGCCCGUGGGGCUCAGGAGUUUGGUGGGGCAACAGCCAGAUCUUUGCUUUGGUUGCCUGGAUCGGGCAAGCUCUGGCGCAGAGCAGCUGGGGGCGGGACAUGCCUCUGGACUACUACAUUUACUCCAGCUUCACCGAGAACCCUUCGAACCAGUGCUUGGUUCAUUCCAAAGCAGCCUGCAGCGCUUGCCUGGCUGCAUGUGACAAUUCCGGCUAUGCAGGCUCUGGCAACAACCAGCGCUACUGCUGCAUGGAGCCGGAACCCUGGAUCCCGUCGGCCGGGCUCUUCGAUGGGAAGGCAUGCCUGCCCUCUGAACUUGCUCCCACGCUGUGCGGCGUGCACGGCUUUGGAGAGGUGUACGAUGCAUUCCGGGAGUCCACCGUGGGUGAACUCUGGGACAAAGUCAAAACUGCCGCAGAUGCUCUGCACGACAAUCCGGAGGGUUCGACAUCGACGGCACCGAGCCCCGCGGCCCCAGCUUCCAAGAGCCCUGUCGGUCUGGUGACCCAGCUGGGCUUCGAUUACAACCAGAUUGGAGACGGCGCAAAUGGAUUGAAUCCAGCAGUCCUGGACGCGCUCCAGGAUGCCAUUAUGGACCUUCAGGACCGGAGCGACAUCAGAGUCGUCAUUCUGAAGUCAACCGGCAAAUUCUUCAGCCAGGGCUUUGACCCCAAGCACCUUAUGGCUGAGUCAACGAUGUCGGAUGAGGACAUCAUUGCGUUUCAGACGCAGUUUGCAAAAAUCCUCUACUUUCUGCAGAGCCAUCUGUUCCAGCUGUUUCUUGGGGCUUUGAAAGCCCCAAACUCAUCCAACGGGUCUCGAUGUCUCGAAGCCAUGGGCGGCAAGCCGAGCAAAGUUCCGGGUGGGGCCAUCUUGUCAAUCAGGGAGAUGAACCCCGAUGGCCUCUGCUUCGACGUCAACGGUACCAUGCGCUUCAAAGAUAUCUUCUACAAGAAGCGGAAUCUUGAGCCGGGAGAGCGUGAAUUCCUGGUCGAUGAUGCGCAGAUAGACAGGAAGAAGGCUGGUGAGCAACUGCCUUUCUUGGGCCAAAAGAUGGAGUGGGAUGAGGAGAAGAAGGAGUACAAGCCCCUGGAGGGCAAGAAAUGGGGCACCACUGUCAAGGGCUACGACAUGGGCAAAUACCUAUGGGUAAAGCGCGAGAAGAAGUGGCUGCCGAAGUUCUCUGGUGGCAAGCGUGUCCUUGUCGAAGAGAUUGCAGAGGUCCCCAAGGAGCCUUUCAUCAUCAAGUUCCCUCAGUGGCAUCUUGGAAGCAUGAUAGGUCAACGAGCCAACCUGACAUGGGGCCCGAGCAGCAGCUGGAGCAGCCUUCCCCCGCCCUCCUCCGCCGCACUCGGGGAGGAGGCGGCGGCUCAGCUCCUACAAAGAUGUGGCUGGGAGGCCACGAAGGUUCGGAGCCGAUGCCUGCAAGGCCUGUGGAGUGGUCUUGGCAACGUCUACGAGAUUCAGUGUGAGCUGAACGGACAUCCCGCCGGGGUAAUAGUGAAGGUCAUUGAUUGGAGGGAUGCCAGCGGGCCUUGGCUCCGCCGCGAGCUGAAGACCUACGAGGUGGAGGCCUUGUUCUAUCAGACAUAUGCGGAGCGUCUUCGCGCCCUGGGUGCAUGCUGCCCCGAGCUGUUGUUACUGGACAGGAGCGACCGGGCCCUCACUUUGGCCAUCUCGAGGCUCCGCGGCGACGCCGUGAGGAAGUUGAGCCCAGCAGCUACGAAUCAAGCCCUUCAGUGGCUGGCUCGACUGCAUGCAGAGUUCUGGGGAGUCCGUGCAGAGGAUGCGGUUGCAGCCGGCCUGCAUGAAGUGGGCUGCUUCUGGAGUCUGGACAACUGCCGGGAUCAGCUCUCAAAUCUCCCACAGGAUGGCUUUGGCCAGCGGCUUCUCUUGGCAGCAGAUGCCGUGGACCAACGAUUGAAACUGGAGCUGCAAAGCAUCUGUCAUGGCGACUGCAAAGAUCACAAUAUGUGCCUUCACGAUGGUAUCAUCGGCAUGUUCGACUUUCAGUGGACUGGAAAAGCAUGCAUCGGAAAGGACAUCGCCUACUGCCUCGUAUGCGCUUCAGGCCAGCUGAGUUCGACUGACGAAGCUUCUUACUUGGCUACCUACCACCGGGCCUUGUCAGAGCAGCUCGCGGCGAGACAGGAGCCGUCCUCUGCCCCAACGCUGGAGCAGGUCGCUGGUUGCUAUCGCCUGGCGCUCCUGGACCUGGCGCGAUGGAUGGCCGGCUGCCCUUAUGGCUGGUGGGGCCAUGGGCGAGUUCUGAAACAUGCAGCGGAGGAAGUGCUACGCAGCCUGGACGGCGGGCAGGAGACGGAUGCCUGCCCCAAAGGCAAAGUCCGCAUUAUCUACUCUGGCGGGAAGUCCAAUCAGAAUGGCAUGAGUAACGGGCCAGAGGAUGAGUCAGGUGCCAGCGCGCCUGUGCACACCUACCAUGCCAUCAAGAACACCGACCUUGCCAGCUCCAAGAAGUACCAGGAGGCUGCCAAAAAGGCCCUCUGCGAGGUACCACCGAUCAGGCUGAAGUGCGAGGGCGGGAAGAUGCCCAAGUGCCUCUUGAUUGCAAACGGUGCUCAUGAUUGCGGAAUGUUUUGUGAAGGGUUUCUUUACGGUGCGCCGUCGGCCUACUGGUGCGGUGUACGGCUUUGA